Cynara cardunculus var. scolymus (artichoke) is the source of this 673-nucleotide messenger RNA. Its product is annotated as auxin-responsive protein SAUR41-like. NCBI's taxonomy places the organism in Eukaryota, Viridiplantae, Streptophyta, Magnoliopsida, Asterales, Asteraceae. The record is from RefSeq and is a predicted model, not a curated record. Bases 24 to 425 code for a protein of 133 amino acids. Gene Ontology annotation, biological process: response to auxin. The transcript has a single exon.
UUCAACCCCAUUUCACAUAAACCAUGUUAGCCAACAAGUUUGGUUCCUUCAAAAAGCUAGCCAAAAGGGUCAAAGUCAAGCGCACCUUGGUUCGCAACGAGCCAUCGCACCAUGACCACCUGUUAAAGACCACCUACGAAGAACAAGAAGAAGAAGACGACGACGGGUGCACCGGCCGAUCAUUGACCCCAACCGGAUUCUUUGCCAUUUAUGUAGGUGAUGAGCUACGAAGGUUUGUGGUUCCCACUGGAUACCUCUCUCAUCCACUCUUUAAGAUGUUGUUAGAGAAAGCUUAUGACGACGAAGAGCGGAAUAACCGGUUGGUGGUUCCGUGUAGCGUGGCAGCUUUCCGACAGGUGGUUAACACGGUUGAACGUUGCAAUGGCAUGUUUGAUCUUCGACAUUUGGUUGAAGAGCUUAUUUGAGGAUUUUAUUUUCAUAAACGUUAGAUUAUUGUUAGUGGUAAUUAGGUAUUUAGCCGAGAAUAUUUGGAACCUCGUUAGUUUAAUCUCCAAAAAAGUCGAAUGUUCCAACAUAUAUCGAAGAGAAAGGGUUAAUGUCUAGCUGAUACAACAUGAACAAUUCAUGUUCUCGUGCGUUAGGUCCAUUUUGUGAGUCGUAUUGUCGUAAAGAUCUGUAAGAAGUUAAUGAUUUAUAUGAGUUCCACGAUGUU